Parnassius mnemosyne (clouded apollo) is the source of this 2484-nucleotide messenger RNA. NCBI's taxonomy places the organism in Eukaryota, Metazoa, Arthropoda, Insecta, Lepidoptera, Papilionidae. The record is from the annotation of a GenBank genome assembly.
AUGGCUGGUAAUUUUAGAAGAUUUGACGAAGAGGAGGAAGAUGUUUUGGCGCCUAAGGAGCCUCAAGUUACCUCCCAGGAUCCCGAAGAACGUAAAGCGGGAAGAGCCUUGCGUGUAAAACGAAGACAAGAUGCUCUUAAAAGAGCCGAACAGCCUACGGAAGAAAUAAGCACUGAGGACGAACCCGGUCCGAUUGAACAAGCAACAGCAGCCGCAGCAGAAGAACUUCAGCGCUUAGCAUUAGACGGCGCUGCUAAAGUCACAAAUGUAAAGGUUACGACAGACGAGCGGGAAGUUGUUCGCCGUGAAUUGUUUUCAGAAAAGUUGAAAAAUGCUUUAGAGAAGAUUGAAAACGAAGCAAUGGAAGCACAGAUACAAUAUGAAGCUAUUUCGUCUCAUUGGGAUGCAAUGUUGAAGAUAAAGGAUCCUUUGGAUAUCGAUUACGAAAUAAAAAAUCAAAAAGAAAAAUGUGAAGCGUUGUUAGAACAGAAGAAUCAACUUAUCACUGAGUUAAAAGAGGAAUUAAAACGUACGGACGAUGCUUACUAUGAAGAUUUGGAUAAACAAGAUAAAGACAUAAAAGAGUUAUCGGAUCGAAUUGAAAAGCAAGUGACUAUUAUGCAAAGAGCUUAUGAGAAGCAGUUGUCUCUGAUAGAGCAAGCUAUAAAUAUUGAACGUGAAGCUAUGGUGGAACAUAAUAACAAACGUUGGGAAGCACUGUACAAACAGAGAGAUAAGGAAGAAAUUGCUCACUUGGAAUACAAGUUCGACCAGCUAGAAGAACAUAAGGAACAAAUGGAAGCUAUAAUGUGGGACCAUCAUACAAAAUAUCGGGAAGCAAAAAUUGAGCUUGAAUCAUUAAUACAGGAACUACAAAAAGAACUGGAGAAAUUAAAGGCUACUUGCCUUAUAAACACAGAAAAAAUUGGAUACAACUACCAAGUGUUGAAAAAAAGGGAGGAAGAAAAUGUAUUUGUAAGAUCGCAACAAAAGCGGAAAUUAAAUAAAAUGUCGGACAUUGCAAAUAAUUUACGCACUAAAAUACGCAAAGCUGCUGAAGAUGGCGCCAUUGAAGAAAUGAAAGCUGACGUUGAAAUUAUAAAAUUGAUGCAAUCUAUGGACGACUUGGAAAAGAAAUCGCGACAUUUUUCUCGAGUUAACAAUUAUAAAUUUAGUCAAGUAUGGCGUAUGUCGGAAGCACAGUGUGCCCAGCAUUUCAAUGAUAUAAGAAACACUGAAGUUGCGCUGCAUGCUCAUAUUUUGGCGGAACCCCCACCUCCACCUCAGCCUAAACCUUCAAAGAGCCCUUUAUCAAAAUAUGAAAUGGAUAGAACGUGUACAGCUGUACAAGAUGGGCACGAAGAUCAUGAAGACGUCAAUAAUGCUGCGACAAGAGACGCCAAAGACAGAUUGAUCAAGCAUAUUCUUCAGUUGGUGGCCGACAAUACAGGAUUUUUAGUAGAAGAUCGUUUAUUAAAACUAAUAGAAAAAUAUCAACCGACUUCUAGGAAUCUAUGUACGCUAGAUUCCAUUUUUAUGGCUCUAGAAAUCCAAGCUGAAGAAGACAUAGAACUACUUUGUAAAAUUUUUUUGGGCUAUGCCUUUUGCUCGACUUGUGCUGGGAUGGAAUUAACUGCAUCUGAAUCUUUGGAACCAUCAUCUGUGGCUGAUUCUCAGGAUUCACGUCCAAGUGUAGCGGGAAAGAGGACACCAGGCGAAAGAUCCUCUACAAAAAUUAGGGGCAGUGUUAUCGCGAGAAGCAUGUCGGUCUGCACAUCGCGCUCUAUUCAUGUUGGAUUUAAGACUCGUGAGUUAUCGCCAGCCGAGCUACAACUGGUAGAGGAAGCUGAUGAGAUCAUACAAAAAUGUGGUGAUCCACAAGCAAGCUCAACCGUAACGAGGGCGACUUCAGACACAGCGGCGUCAGCACCAGGACGGCGCGGCGGCCGUGGGGUCACUGUUUCUCCACAUCAUACGCUUGCUGUCAACAAGGAAAACCCUUUCCUAUGCCCAGCGGGGCAUUACAUGGAAAUUGAACCUAUGCAGGUUUUGACCGCUCUAAACGAAUUUAUGUCUGUAUUCGUCCCACCGGAUAAGAAGAAACUAUACGAUAUACUGGAAAGUGUAAAGCCCCCUGACUUCACCACACCGUCGCGUAAAUUGUCAGCGGAAGAAAUUGUACAGUAUUGGAAUCAAUGGAAAAAUGUGUUCCCGGCUGAAAAGGAUCGCUUUUGGGACGGUUUGUUAGCUGGCCUCAAUACCUACUUGCCAAUAUUGCAAGAACGGGAGCGUCUGCACGACGACGUAGUGGAAUUGCGGAUGCGCAACGCAGCAUUACGCCGUCUUGUACGCGGCGCACUACCAAAGUUACCUCCUCCUCCUCCUCCUUCAAAACAACGUACCGACCGACGAGCUUUUACUGCUCCAGUGACCGAUAACGCCCCGGCGUCCGCCGCACUGCCCCCCAUAUUAUUAUUUAAUUGA